Messenger RNA from Platichthys flesus (European flounder), 3077 nucleotides. RefSeq names its product Rho guanine nucleotide exchange factor (GEF) 16 (gene arhgef16). The record is from RefSeq and is a predicted model, not a curated record. NCBI's taxonomy places the organism in Eukaryota, Metazoa, Chordata, Actinopteri, Pleuronectiformes, Pleuronectidae. The transcript has 15 exons. Gene Ontology annotation, biological process: activation of GTPase activity. Gene Ontology annotation, molecular function: protein binding; guanyl-nucleotide exchange factor activity. Bases 221 to 2326 code for a protein of 701 amino acids.
GUGGGAGAGUGAAGAAGGAGAGUGUGACAGAAGGAGAGGGAGAGUAGAGGAGGACUGGAUCUGCUCGUACCUCUGCUCCGCUUCCAAUCAGCGCCCCGCGGAGUCUGAACCGAACCACGGGCCUGGACCAGCCGCUCACCUCGCCCAGACUCCUCCGAUGCUGUUGGAGGUGCUGAAGUGAUCACUAGACACUGGGCCGAGGUCAGGGCACGAGGACGCCAUGUCCCACAGCCAGUCAGGCGGUGGCAUGGGCGACCAUGCCCCUCUGAUUCUGGAGAGCACCUUCUCCACAGAACUGCAUAUAUCUGAGCCGGGCGAUGAGUGCUUCCAGCCACAAAACCCCCCCACACCCACGUUUGAAAUAUCCCCGCCCGAGGAAGAUGAAGUCGACAGGCUGGUGGAGCCUCAGCCCGUGGUUCUGAGCACCCAAAGUCCAGCCGCGCUGAAGGUCGGCACCAAACAGCUCAUCCCCAAGAAAUUAGCCAUGGCCGGCCGAUCUAAAAUCCGCCACCACACCACUGUGGUUACAUUCCCCGUGGGACUGGAGCACUCCACCAAAGAGACCCGCAGCCGACACUCCACCCAGGGGACAGAUGUGUCCUGGGAGGAUUAUGACAGCGAUGGAGAUGGUUUAUCUUUGAGGAGGAACCGCAGGAACAAGUCGUACAGAGCGGCUGUGACCAGCCUGGACAUCGAAGCCAUCGCCUCAGGACAAGGAGAUGAAGCCGCACUGAAACCUGUCAGCGAGAACAGAGCACCCAGUCCUGGUCCCGCUCGCAGCCCUGGACGCAAGAGAACCCUGGGGAGAAAGAGGAACCAGAAACAACGUGGAUCCUUCAAAGAUGCUACGCCGCAGCUCUACCAGGAGAUCCGUGAGCGGGGGCUGCACUCCACCAGCCAGGAUGAGAUGUUGGAUGACUUUGUGGUGGUGGAGCCCCCUGUCGAGGACCAGGGCAUCGUGGUGAAGAGCUACAGGCCGGCACAUCUCACCUGGAGCCAGCUACCACAGGUGAAGGACACAGGUAUCCUGACACUGAUCUCAGCCCAGGAGAGAAAGAGACAGGAGGCCAUCUUCGAGAUAAUCACAUCGGAGUAUUCGUACCUGCACAGCCUGGGCAUCCUGGUCAGUCACUUCAAGGAGAGCGAAGCCCUGAGGAAAACCAUGACGACCACGGAGCACCAUCACCUCUUCUCCAACAUCUCUGUCAUCCAAAAAAUCAGCAAACGGUUUUUCGAGGACCUGGAGCGGCGUCACUAUGACAACCCAGUGAUUCGGGACAUCAGCGAUAUCGUUCAAAACCACGCCGCCCACCACUUCGAGCCCUACAUCGUCUACUGCUCCAACGAGACCUUCCAGCAGAGGACGCUGCAGAAGCUGCUGACGAGCAACGCUGCGUUCAAGGAGACACUGAAGCAGAUCGAGGGGAGCAGUGAGUGCGGAGGCCUCCCCAUGAUCUCGUUCCUCAUCCUUCCCAUGCAGCGAGUAACCAGACUGCCACUGCUGCAGGAUACAAUCUGCCAGAAAACUCCAGACAAGACCGCAGAGUACUUCGCUGCCGUUUGGUCGUUGCACGCCAUCAGCAAGUUGGUCAGCAGCUGCAAUGAUGGCGCGAGGCGGAUGGAGAGGACCGAGCAGAUGUACACCAUCCAGAAACAGAUGGACUUUGGGAAAAUCAAGCCUUUUCCUCUGGUGUCCUCAUCGCGGUGGCUGAAGAAGCGUGGCGAGCUGGCCGUCUGCACCGAGGAGCUCAGCAUCUGGAGGGCUUUCAGCAACAGGAGCAACUACCUGUUCCUCUUCAAUGACGUGCUGAUCAUUACCAAGAAGAAGAGCGAGGAGAGCUUUGUGGUGAUGGACUACGCCACUCUGGAGAAUGUGGAGGUGGAGGUCGUAGAGGAAGCGGAGGGACGGAUGUCUCCACCAGCGAAGAACAGCCACCAUCUGUCUUUCAAACUGCUGAUGAGCAGGAACAGCGAGGGGAGAUCGGAGCACGUCUCCCUGAUGGCCGAGUCCAGGGUGGACCGUGCACGUUGGAUAGUUGCUCUCACAGAGCACAAGCAGGCAGGUGUUGUCACUUCUAGAGAUGGUCUGCCACAGUACGAGGCCACUAAAGCCUACAUGCCGAGGGAGCUGGAUGAGCUGGGGCUGAAGCAGGCGGAGCUUGUUAUCGUCCGGCAGAAAGAAGAAGGCUUUUGCUAUGGGGAGAGAAUGCGAGACGGCGAGAGAGGCUGGUUUCCAGCGAGCUGUGCCACCGAGAUCACCGACCCGACCGCCAUGGAGAACAACGUGCAACGCAUGAAGCGACUCCGCAAAGAGACCAACGUUUGAAUGACUGUCAUCGACACUGAUAAUUGUAUCAGGAUGUAGAGGGAGAAAGAAAACCCACCUUCCUGUAGAUUUGGGAUUCUCACCAUGUUCAGUUUUUGAUGUCUGCAUAGCAGAUGAAUUAAAUUGGACACAGGGAUCAUAUGAACUAGUGUUAGUGGUUCAGAAUUCCUUUAUCAACAGACUGAAUUGCAUUUCCUGGGAUUUAUAAAGCAGUUUAAAUGGCCAUUAAUCCCUGCCGGGUGCUCCAGUGGUGUGUGUGUGUAUAUACAACUGAGCCAUGAAUGUUUUAAGCUGGAGUCCAGACAGCAUCGAGUUUCAUGUUUCCCUUAUCUGGUAGACUUUUCAAACAAUCUUAAAACAUGACCACCGUGUUGAAUCUCAACAGAAAGUAUUUCUGGUUAGCUGUUUUUAUUCACCCAUACUUUGUCCGGUUAAUAUAUCAGAAACGUGCAGGAUUUAAGUGGCCAACCGGAUAUUUUGCUCCACAAUAACCCUUUAACAUCUUUGUUGGAGAAUAACUUAAUAUAUAAUAUACAGCCAGUAGUAAACAAUUCCUCAGAUGUGACCUCUGGGUUUUAUUUCAAAUCUAGGAUCAUUGUGAGUGUGUCCGCAUACAGUAUAGUAUGAGAAGCUACUUGCUAAACAUCAGCCAAGUUUUAAUUGUUUAAAUUUCUGUGCAUCACAUUGUUUAAAUUGAUCAAAUUCGUGAAUUUCUUUAUUACCCAAGUUUUAAUAAAUGUUUUAAAAUACA